Aspergillus tanneri is the source of this 687-nucleotide messenger RNA. RefSeq lists its product as uncharacterized. The record is from RefSeq and is a predicted model, not a curated record. Gene Ontology annotation, biological process: regulation of DNA-templated transcription. Gene Ontology annotation, molecular function: protein binding; transcription coregulator activity. The coding region runs from base 1 to 687 and encodes 228 amino acids. Lineage: Eukaryota; Fungi; Ascomycota; Eurotiomycetes; Eurotiales; Aspergillaceae. Gene Ontology annotation, cellular component: histone deacetylase complex. The transcript has 2 exons.
AUGGCUCCCCCGCGGCAGCGCACGACAGCUGUUCAGGAUGACUCUCGGUCUGAAGGCUCCAGUACGACUAGAGAGCAUAAAACGACUACGGCAAAGGGCCGCAAGGGUAAUACUUCGCUUGCAUCAACCUCUGUUUCAAGUCGAGAGGCCAAACACCUUCCCAAUAUCACCAGCGCCCCUGCUGGAGAUGAGCCGGACACUCAGCCAAAGUUGCAUUGGACCGAAAUGCCCCUCGAGAUGCUCCAUUCUUACCGACACGCCUACAAACUGCCUUGCCCCAGUGCUUUUAACAGCGAGUACUCUCGUCUCCUCCUUUCCAAAGGAAUUGGCCUCCGAUCACCGACAUCCAUCGCCGCCCAGAGAGCCCAUUUGUCUCAAUCCGACAAAGACCCCAAACCGAACGGGUCCAAUAGUACAAAGAAGACUCUGCACACCAGCACAGACCGCCGAAAUGGUACAGCAGCUAAAUAUUCAUCGAGUCAGCAAAAUCGCCAUGCAAUUGAUGAAAAGACCGCAUUGAACAACAUCUGCAGUCAGGAUCGCGUGAGCAAAAACCAACUUGCCCUGGCGGUGCGUAAACAUUUCAGCAGUGCCGGACUUGCGGAGCAAGAGGCAAUCGCUCGAUUUUUGUAUAAAGUUCGCGAAGAAGGAAGAGGCCGACACUUUCGUCUGAGAUUUCAGCCCUAG